AUGGCAACUGAAUAUUUGCAUACACUAGAAGAAUAUUUUUUGAGUAUCAAAAAUAAGAGUUAUAUUGAAGCAUAUUUAAUUAAUCCGAAAUUAUCAAAAUGGGAUUUUUUAAUAUUCUUAUUGAUUUUUAUGUUUGUAACUUUAUUAAGAUUGCUAUUUUCAGGAAUUAAUAAGGUUAUAGUAAGAAAUAAUAGUAUUUUAUAUAGACUAGCUAGCAAUUCUUUAUUAGAUAAAAUUAAUAAGAAAUGGAAUAUUUCGAAAAAAGGUCAAUUAUAUAAGUGGAAAGAAAAUUUUUGGUUUGCAAUUUGGCACACCUUUUCAUUUUUGUAUAAUUUUGUUUUAUUGUUAUGCAUGUCGGGAUAUUUAAAUAAUAAAAAUGGAUGGAUAAAAAUGUGUAUAAAAGAGCCAACAGGAAAAUGGCUUUUUUUAGUGACAGAAGAAGAGUUUAGUGAAAAUAAAAGAGGAUGGCCAUUUAUGUAUACAAACAAUUAUGUGUAUUAUUUUUAUAUUUUACAAAUAUCUUAUUGGUCAUCUUGUCUCUUUUAUUUAAAUUACGAAAUAAAAAGAAAAGAUUUCUACAUUUUUAUUUUGCAUCAUAUUUCUACUAUAAUUUUAUUAGCUUAUUCUCAUGUACUUAAUUUCUGGAGAGUUGGAUUACUAAUUCUUUUUAUUCAUGAUAUAGUUGAUAUAGUUCUUUAUUUUUCAAAGUUAUUGAAUUACUCAAAUAUAAGAAGUCAAAUUCUUCUUUCAAUAUUUUAUGUAUUAUUUGUCUUAUCUUAUUUUUUUUUUCGUAUCUUUUUAUAUUUUUAUUAUAUUGUUCUUCCUUUAAGCAAUACGAAAAUUAUUCGAUCUUAUACUGAUGGUUUUAUAUCAACACACUUUGAUGUUCCUGGUGGAAUAGUUUUAAUUAUUUUUUUAUGGGCAUUAAUGUUUAUGCACUGUUACUGGUUUUUCUUAAUUUUAAAGAUGAGUCGUAUUUUUAUUAUCAAAACAAUGAGAAAUGAAAAAAUCACUGAUAUAAGAAGUGAUGAUGAAGAUGAUAAUGCAUCAACUACAGAGAGUAUAAAAAAGGAAAAUUAA
Plasmodium relictum is the source of this 1080-nucleotide messenger RNA. RefSeq names its product translocation associated membrane protein, putative (gene TRAM). Gene Ontology annotation, biological process: ceramide biosynthetic process. The coding region runs from base 1 to 1080 and encodes 359 amino acids. Gene Ontology annotation, cellular component: membrane; endoplasmic reticulum. Gene Ontology annotation, molecular function: sphingosine N-acyltransferase activity. NCBI's taxonomy places the organism in Eukaryota, Apicomplexa, Aconoidasida, Haemosporida, Plasmodiidae. The record is from RefSeq and is a predicted model, not a curated record. The transcript is spliced from 3 exons.